Messenger RNA from Trypanosoma rangeli, 2169 nucleotides. RefSeq lists its product as uncharacterized. The transcript has a single exon. Gene Ontology annotation, molecular function: metal ion binding. The record is from RefSeq and is a predicted model, not a curated record. Lineage: Eukaryota; Euglenozoa; Kinetoplastea; Trypanosomatida; Trypanosomatidae. The coding region runs from base 1 to 2169 and encodes 722 amino acids.
AUGGAGAAUUUGCUUCGAGUUGUUCCGGAGAUUGAGUGGUGCAACAAGAGUGAGGUAGGCGUCUGCCAGCGCCCAGGAUGCGGGCGUAGUUUCGGUCUGCUCAGUAAGCCUGCAAACUGCCAUGCGUGUGGCAGUGUGAUGUGCUCGCACUGCCUCGAGCGGAACCUGACUUUGCCAGGAAAACCCGGCUCCGCACCAGUGCCGCUUUGCCACGCCUGCGCCAUCUGCGUCUCCAAGGUUCAGGCAGAGGCGGAGAUCGCCUAUCAGCAGCGGGGAGAAAUGCUGCAGAGGCUGAAUGAGCAGCAAGUGGAGUUGGAGAGGCUUUUGACUGUUUCUUCCUCGUUACGCGAGGAGAACCAACGGUUGGUGGAGCUGACGGAGGCACUUGGUGCAGAGGUUGGCCGGCUGAAGCUGAAUAGCAGCGUAGAGGAAGCACCCUUAUCUGCCUCGCCGACGCAGGAGCAGCUAACAAAGUCACCUCUGCAGGCAGACGUGAGGUCGCCCAGCGGGAGAAACAUCGGCACGGUCGAUGACAACAGCAAUGAGGAUCGUCUCACCGCUGCCAACACGAAUGGUGGGCGGACUUUAACGGCGGAGGAAGCGGCGCUAGCGGAGGAGAUGCGGGCAAGGCAAAAUGUGUGGUCCAGACGAGAGGUGGCCCUGCGGGAAGCGACGAAGAAAGUCACAAGCGACGCAGCGCAGCUUGCAGCACUGCGGACGCAGCUGCGGAAAGAAGAGAGAGGGCUCCGGGCCGAAUUUACGCAGAAGUUUCAGGUCAUUGUCGAGGACGAGCUCCUGCGGUUGCAGCGUGUUUACAUGGGGGGGUUGACAGAUUUGGGCGAACAGUUUGAGGCGUGGCGGCGCGCCGCCGAUGAUGUGUUAAAAACCGUGAAGUUGCAACACGAGCACAGUCACGGCAACGUGGCGUUGCCGGCGGCGUUGUGUUCAGAAAAGGCGCAGGUGGAGGAAGCCCUGACGAAGGCCCGUGCGUUGCACAUGGAAGACAUGCUCAAGGCAAAGAAACAGUUUGACAAUGGCGCAUUAGUGCUUGAAAGCGCGUUGGGUGUCGCGCGGCGUGAAGUUGCGGCGGAGAAGAGGCAACGUGAGGCGACACAGCGCACCGUGGACGAGCUUACGUUAACACUGUGGGGGCAGCAGCAGCGGCACGAGGUGGAUUGCGCGGAAUGGUGUGAGAGGCUGGCAAUCGUGGACGCAUUUCACGGGUUGUGGCGGCAGCUGCAGUCGUCCCCAUCGUCGGUGGCGACGCGGCAGGGUGAGUUGACGGAUCACACCGCUGCUGCAAUACGCGCCAUAUUGUCUGAGUGGCGGUGGGUGGCAAAGUCUUUGCUCAGUCAGCACGGUGCCUCCCUUUCGGCCAUCACACUGGUCGCGGCUGCGGCUUGCAGCCCCGCGGAGUUCCCGUCACCGUCGCCGCCAACGCAGCCAAGGACGGCGGCGACGGCAUCUGCUGCGAGCGACACCAGCGAGCAUGCGGAGGAACCUGCCAAAUUCUGCCGUGAGUUGAGUAGCCCCCAGCGUCUCUCGAAGGGUUUUGAGGAGCAGCCAAACGAGGACGCCGUGGAGGUCGUCUUCCUCAAACGCAUGCUGGCGCUCAAGACGGAGGAAUUGCAGCAACUGCGUGCGAAAUUGUCGCGGACGGAAAAAGCACUCGUGGUGGCAAGCAGGGUCGAGAGACAUGUCUCGCAACAACUUCAGCAGCAGCGCCAACGAGAACAAAAAGAAAGGCUACCUGCCGCUCAGGACAACAGCAGCACCUCCGCCUUUCGGUUCGUCACUGACAUGAUGCAUCACGGUAGCCUGUACGUGGACGGCUGCAUUGGUAUCCUGAGCGAUGCGCUUCUCAGGCUGUACGACGUGGGGGUGCAGGAAAUGCAGGAGUUGGCGAGGCGAGGCGACCUCACACGACGCAGCAUGGUGGCCCUCGAAGAGACGACAGCGAGCAUAAAGGCCUUCCCGGAGGAUUUAAAGCGACGUGAGGCGGCAGUUGCGCGGACGGAGUGGGCGCUGCAGGCACGGGAGCAAGAAAGUCAGCUCCGCCUGAGUCGCCUAGUAAAGGUUUCAGUGGCGCUUCGGACGGUGGCAGAACGUCUGCGUGCUGCCUCUACAAGUGAGGAGGCAAGCCGUCACCGGAACGGCUGCUCGUUGUAG